CUUUCCCCCUUUCGACAACUUCAUAACCUUACUUCGGCUACGAAGGCACAACCGACGGUCUUCUGCGUCUUGCAUUCGACUUUUUGUAACAGGAUCUUUAGCAAAGCUUGCCGCCGAGAAGAAUACACCUUGUAUAACAUUGAACCAGGCUGUCAAUACCAAAACCAUGUCUGACACCCACGGCCAUUCUCAUGAUGAUCACGACCAUGAUCACGACCAUGAUCAUGACCACUCCCACGGCCACACACACUCAGGCCCAGCCCAUCUCUUUCAAGCAACCUCGUCAAGCGAACAGCCUCCUGACGACUGGCGAGAAAGUGGUGUGCGUGUUAUUCCCGGCGACAGUCUCGAUGGCAAUACGGCUCAGACUCCAGGUAUGAACCGAGCGGCAGCCGUAAACAUGGCACGGGUUGGCGCUCAAAGGCUCUGGGCCGGUACUGUGAAGAUUUACGCCAAUGCGAAGACAGGCGCUCAUCAUCACGGCCACCUCGAAAGUGUGAUCUACGUGGUCAAAGGCAAGGCAAGGAUGCGAUGGGGAGAUCGACUUCAAUUUACGGCGGAGGCUGGGCCGGGAGACUUCAUCUAUGUGCCUCCGUAUGUGCCGCAUCAGGAGAUCAAUGCGAUGAAGGACGAGGAUUUGGAAUGUGUGCUUAUGAGGAGUGACGGGGAGGCCAUCGCGGUGAAUCUGCCUGAUGUUGUGCCUGUUGAAGACCCCGAGGGAGUCAAAUGGAUUGAUCCUACACAUCCGACCGGAGGAGUGUGAUCACAAUUACGUUAUUCGUCAUUUGCAUAUAUUGAGACAUAAAAUGCAUUAUCAUGGCGCACGUGCUUUGUCUCUUUCAAAGCUACGCUGGCCUCAGCUUCCAGGUUGCUUCUCUUUGUCGAGCUCAUCCUCCUGCCUUUUGGGUUGUUGGUCAUCUUUUGGAAGAUUCUUCAGACAUGGUGCAUAGAACAACUUGCCGGACCGAGCUCCCUUGGCCGUUCCUACAGCCACAACGCACCAGAGAAUCACCACAGCCACGCUGAAUAUUGUGCCCAGAACCUUGAAGAACAUACUCGGCAUCUCGACGCCGAAUGUGAUCGUGCUAAUUGCAUAUACGCCCAGCGGAAACGUGAAACCCCACCAACCCAUAUUGAAC
Molecule: messenger RNA, 1139 nt
Organism: Exophiala viscosa
Lineage: Eukaryota; Fungi; Ascomycota; Eurotiomycetes; Chaetothyriales; Herpotrichiellaceae
Product: RmlC-like cupin domain-containing protein
Exons: 1
Coding region: 167-763 (198 amino acids)
Source: RefSeq, a predicted model, not a curated record